AUGCAGUUUAUUGAUAGACUAAAACAGGCUUUGGAACGUCAAGUAGAUAAUGUGGAAGCUCGGGAUAUAUUGUUAAGAAAACUAGCUGUUGAAAAUGCUAAUGUUGAUUGUAAAAGGCUACUGAAGUCUCUUCCCAACCCGAACCCCACUUUGGUGGAAAUGGUGGAAGCAUGUAACCGAAUCGGUACGGUUGACCAUAAGUUUGAAGCUAUGGCUGCUGCUUUUGCAGCGAUGCGUGGUGUGGGGAAUUGCUAUGGUUGUGGUAAGCCUGGCCAUUUAAAGAAAAAUUGUCUUGCUCGGGCUGCGGGGAAUAGACAACAACCUCCUGGUCCUGGAGUUUGUCCGAAAUGUCGGAAAGGGCGUCAUUAUGCUAAUCAAUGUCGAUCUAAGUAUGACUUCCAGGGACAACCGAUACAGGGAAACCGACCGCGGAGCGCGGGGCAGCGACGCGCGCAGACACAAGUGCCACAGCUGACAUUUCAACAAGCUCGGAGAGAAGCACCGACACCUCAAGUCUCUGUCCAGCAACCUCAGGCAGCGCCGGAUUGGACCUGGCAACCUCACACACAGUGUUAUUGACUCUGACAGUGUGGA
Messenger RNA from Falco peregrinus (peregrine falcon), 594 nucleotides. Its product is annotated as endogenous retrovirus group K member 9 Gag polyprotein-like. Gene Ontology annotation, molecular function: nucleic acid binding; zinc ion binding. NCBI's taxonomy places the organism in Eukaryota, Metazoa, Chordata, Aves, Falconiformes, Falconidae. The transcript is spliced from 2 exons. The coding region runs from base 1 to 579 and encodes 192 amino acids. The record is from RefSeq and is a predicted model, not a curated record.